Lentinula edodes (shiitake mushroom) is the source of this 714-nucleotide messenger RNA. Its product is annotated as CoaE-domain-containing protein. Gene Ontology annotation, molecular function: ATP binding; dephospho-CoA kinase activity. Gene Ontology annotation, biological process: coenzyme A biosynthetic process. The annotation marks the transcript as partial. The record is from RefSeq and is a predicted model, not a curated record. NCBI's taxonomy places the organism in Eukaryota, Fungi, Basidiomycota, Agaricomycetes, Agaricales, Omphalotaceae. The transcript has 2 exons.
CAACUAGUCAUUGGUCUCACAGGCGGUAUUGCCACCGGGAAGUCUACUGUUUCCAAACUUCUUAAAGAACGGCAUGUCCCUGUCAUCGACGCCGACGUUAUCGCCCGCCAAGUGGUUGAACCUGGCACUUCUUGUCUAGCGAAGAUCGUCAAAAAGUUUGGUGACGGGAUCCUGAUUUCCGAUGGCUCGUUGGACCGCAAAGCACUUGGCUCUAUCAUAUUCAAGGACGAGCAGAAGCGAAAGCAAUUAAAUGCUAUUGUACACCCAGCAGUUAGACGGGCGAUGUUCUGGGGUGUUGCCAAGUGCUGGUUGAAGGGCGAGAGAUUCUGUGUAUUGGAUGUACCCUUGUUGAUAGAGGGACCGCUGUGGAAGCUAGUGUAUAAAGUGGUGCUUGUAUAUUGUCCUCCCGAUAUUCAACUUCAGCGACUGAUGCUCCGCGACAACUCCUCUAUUGAAGAUGCUUCCUCACGACUGGACUCUCAAAUACCUAUCAAUGACAAACUCAGAUACGCUGAUGACCGGAUAGACAAUUCUGGAGGAGUCGAGGAGCUGAACGCUAAAAUCGAUGCAUUUGUUGCGGGGCUCAGGAAAGAGGCUGGAUGGAGUUGGGUUGUAAGUUGGCUAAUACCACCAUAUGGUAUCGUCUCGGCAGCAUGCAUUCUGGCAUGGCGUGCACUUUGGCGGUCGCACAAGCUGAAUGACAAGAGCACCUAA